AUGGAUAUGGAGCAUGUUCGUCGCUACAAUGUCGAGCGCUCGUGUCUCCGCUGCCAUGAACGGAAGGUCCGUUGUGAUAAGGGGGCACCGUGCAACAAGUGCGUGCGCCUUAAUGUGCCCUGCCAAUACCCCGGCCCUAGACGGGCUAAGCGCCGCCCACCCAAGACGACGGUGACGGAUGUCGUGGCGCGGCUUGAGCAGCUCGAGCGCUCGAUUACCACGUUAGCGGGGAGUAAGAUGGCUGGCGCUUCGGCGCAGGUGAAUCAAGCGCUUACCGGGUCGAAUGUUCAAAUUAGUCCGGUCUCGGUGUCGAGUCAGUCUGGACCAGGUCUGAGUGGUCGGUCUGGUCGAGAUGAGGAGUCGCAUCGUGGAUUCUUGUCGAGGGAUGGUUGUUAUAUUGAUGAGCCGCUGUUGUCGAGGGUUCUUGAGAAAGAGAAGGAUUUACAGACUGCUAUGGGAUCACCCAAUACGGAGAAUACUUCCUCGAGGAAACCGCCUCCACUGAAGGUGGAUGGGAUUAUUACAAAUCCUAUUUUGCUCCAGGCUGAUUUCAGAGCAUUAUGUCCUACUCGGUGGCAGGGUACGCUGCUCUGGCAGAUCUUCUUGAGUCGGGUGGAUCCCGUCUUGAAGGUGAUUCAUGUCCCGACGACGACACCGCGUAUAUACACUGCUAUUAAUCGGCCUGAUGCGGUGAAACCGGAUGUGCAUUGUCUGCUUUUUGCGAUCUUUUUCGCUGCUACUACGACGCUGGUCUCGGAUGAUCCUACUAAUGAGGAGACUCGGGAUGAUCUACGUCGAUAUCAACAGGGAUUGGAACUUGCCAUGCACAAUUCAUCAUUCCUAGACUCUCCUACCGUGACAUCGCUACAAGCCAUGGCUAUCUACCUGACAUGCCUUCGCUACACUAAUAGCGGACGCUCCGGCUUCACACUACGCGGCCUGGCCAUCCGUGCCGCUCAAUCUAUUGGCGUCCACCGCGACGGUAAAAACUUCAAGCUCCCUCCACUGGAAUGUGAGCUCCGUCGCCGUCUCUGGUGGAUUCUCUACACAACAGAUGCGCGCAUGGCCGAGGACCACGGCAUCAGCGUCUCAGAACAAGACUUUGGCGCGGACACCGAAUUCCCCACAAACAUCGACGAUCAGAACCUGACAGAAACCCAAACGACCCCCUCUCAAUCCCUCCCCCGCUGGACAGAAAUGAGCUUUAUUCUUAUCAUCUCCGAAAUAAAUAGCAUGUGGGUGCCCAUCUCUCGCGCUAGCGGCCAUGCCGAAUCACUCAUCACAGACCUUAAAACACGUCUGCACGAGCGCUACCUGCAAUAUGCAGAUAUGGACAUUCCCAUCCAACGUCAAGGCGUAAUGGUCGCUCAAGUCCUGUUAUCAAAAUUAGAAGUCCACGUGCGUCAAAAGGCCCUACAGCGUCGAUCUGCUGCAGACACAGACGCGAAUGUCGAGGCUGCCUCGUCCUUGCUAGCAAUGGCCUGCCAUGCGCUCGAACUUGGACUGGAAAUGUACACGGACGAUUUACUCCGCGGAACACGCUGGUUAACGUCGACAUACACACAAUUCCACCUGCUGACGUAUAUCCUGUGGCAUCUGUGCGUGUACCCGAGCGGUCCGCACGUAACCCGUGCCUGGCGCGAUGUCAAUCGCCAUUUCGAUCUUGCAGAGAAUGAUCCCUCGUGGCCGGAUCCAGGUCCCAAAUGGCCCGUUCUGGUUGGACUGCGAGCCAAGGCGUAUAAGAUUCGACAGGCUUAUGUCCCGCCCGUAACGGGGGUGGAGGUUAUCCCCGAGGGUGGUGUGACUGGCGCUACGACUGUUACGGCGGUUGCAGCUGGUACAGGCGAGACUGGGAUGGGGAGUGUGGUUGUUGCGAAUGGGAAUAUGACGGGGGCUGGAAUUGAGAAUACUGUUGCGAUGGGUGGGGGGUUUGUACAGGGUGCGGAGGCUUUGUUUGAAGUGAAUGGGUGGGAUUUGAAUUGGGUGGAAUUUCCGGAUUGGAAUUAUUUGGCGCAGAGUCUUGCGGUUAUGGGGCAGGAGGGUGGGAGUUAUCCCGUUGGCUGA
Messenger RNA from Penicillium cataractarum, 2064 nucleotides. RefSeq names its product Zn(II)2Cys6 transcription factor. The transcript has 2 exons. NCBI's taxonomy places the organism in Eukaryota, Fungi, Ascomycota, Eurotiomycetes, Eurotiales, Aspergillaceae. Gene Ontology annotation, molecular function: zinc ion binding; DNA-binding transcription factor activity, RNA polymerase II-specific; DNA binding. The record is from RefSeq and is a predicted model, not a curated record. Gene Ontology annotation, biological process: regulation of DNA-templated transcription; DNA-templated transcription. The coding region runs from base 1 to 2064 and encodes 687 amino acids.